CUGUAACACUUCCAGGGUGUGAGCUGGUCUUCUUAUUAGCGCUUUAACUCAUGCUGUGUGGGAGCUGUUACUCUGUGCGGCCAGCUUCCUCCACAGUGAGCGAGUAAUAACUUUAGAGCUCUACAGUAAGAAAGUACACCGCAAUAUGAGGAAGGGGUGGAGUGAUCGCAUUUUGUUUAAAAGUGUGAAAAUGAGAAGAAAAAAAAAACGAAAUGAGAAGUAUCAGAGAGAAGGAAAUAUGAGCAAAUGCUGAAGUAAAACUACGAUCGAGCAGCAGCAUGGAGUCUUCACCAAGACGCCACGAUGAGGACGGCAAGAGGGAAAUGCCUACAGUUGCAGGAUCCUCUCAAACCUGUCAUCUGACAGUCAGAGUGGUCUUUGCUAUAGCAGCAAUAACCCUGAUCACAGGACUCCUUUUUUCCUUCAUUUUAUUUGUCAUAUUGACAUCAGCACCUGAAGCAGAUCAGAUGUCAACGAAGGAAUUGCUGGAGCAACUGCAGCAGUGCCAAAAAAAGCUCCGUGAUGUGAGCCUCAUGCUUCACACUGUCACUCAAGACUCAAGGUGCAGUUUGUGUCCUGAUAACUGGCUGUGGUGGAUGGGUCACUGCUACUUUUUCUCAGUUGGACUGCAGGAAAAUCGUCAGUGGAAUGAGAGCUCUGAGUUCUGUCAGCAGCACAACAGCAGCCUGGUUGUGAUCAAAGACUCUGCAGAGAUGGAUUUCAUUCAGGGAGUGAUGACGAAGUUUUCCCAGAUUCCUUUCCUGUGGAUGGGGCUGACGGAUGCCGAGCGAGAGGGUCAGUGGCUGUGGGGGGACGGGACAGACAUCCAGCACUACAUGCCGGUGAUGGUGGAGUGGGACAGUGAUCACAGGGACUGUGCGGACCUGAGGGGAGGCGGGAGCCUAUUCGCUGCUGACUGUGAAGAGUACGGGCCGUGGGCUUGUAAGAAGGAGUACCGACACACAUUUUAAACCUUUAUUUACAGUUUACAAAGUCAGUUUUCCAAAACUCAAAAGGUAAACAAAAAAUGCUACAUAUGACUCUAAAACCUAAGUCAGAGAAAGGAAUAAAAGACAUUGAAUUAUUGAUGUGAAAUAUUUAUUGUGAUCUGAAAGUGUAUCAUAAAGUGCAUUCAUGUAUGAAGCGGCAGAGUGUUGAACUAUAAGCAGCAUUUUUCAGCCUUUACCUUCAGUUUUGAACAGAGUCAGCUUAUUCUGGCUUAUUAAUGUUUUUAAUAUAUAUAUGUUCACCCAGUUUUACAGAUACUGUUGUUUUUAUGGAUCGAUUAAAAACCUGAAUUGUUCUGAAAUAUAUAAAUGAAAUGUGUAGAGUGCCACGAUUGGAAACACCAAUAAAGUCUU
Messenger RNA from Archocentrus centrarchus (flier cichlid), 1361 nucleotides. Its product is annotated as CD209 antigen-like protein E. The transcript has 6 exons. Lineage: Eukaryota; Metazoa; Chordata; Actinopteri; Cichliformes; Cichlidae. The record is from RefSeq and is a predicted model, not a curated record. The coding region runs from base 279 to 971 and encodes 230 amino acids.